CGUAGUGCGCAUUAAUGCAGUGCACUCAUGUGCCGUGGGGGCGGAGCCAGGUGUUAGCGGAGGAGCCAGGUGGAGGAGGGGAGAGGACGUCAUAUUGAGGAAGCGUAACCUAAGGUGCACGGAAACCGAAGCCACCCGACGUGGAAGCAGUUCCAUUUUUCAGGAGAAAAAUAACACGCAUUAAAUAGUCUGACAGACACAACAACAAGGAAUGGCCUCUGCUAACGCUUCCUGGUCUGAGGAGAACUUUUCUUGUUCCAUCUGUCUGGAUGUGUUCAGCAGUCCAGUUUCCACACCAUGUGGACACAACUUCUGCAGAACCUGUAUUAAUAAGUUCUGGGAUGGACAAGUCCAGUACAAAUGUCCUGUUUGCAGCAAGGUUUUCGACACUAGACCUGAUCCACAGGUCAAUAUCCUUGUAUCAGAGCUGGCUGCUCAGUUUAGAACGACCGUACAAGUAAAAGAGCAGUCUUGUGUUGAAUCAUCAGAAGUUCACUGUGACGUCUGUACUGGGACCCAGCUGAAGGCCGUGAAGUCCUGCCUGGUGUGUUUGGUCUCCUACUGCCAAACCCACCUGGAACCGCAUCAGAGAGUCACAGGCCUGAAGAAACAUAGGCUGGUCGAGCCUAUGGACCGUCUGGAAGACAGGAUGUGUAAGAAACACGACCGACUUCUGGAGCUCUUCUGCAAAACUGAAGAGGUGUGUGUGUGUCAGUCCUGCACAGAGGGUGACCACAGGUCCCAUCCUGUUGUACCUCUGAAGGAGGAAUAUGAAGUGAAGAUGGCCCAGCUGGGGAACAUAGAGGCUGAAGUUUCGCAGAUGAUCCAGGAGAGAAAAGUAAAGAUUAAGGAGAUCAGAGACACGGUAGAACGUAGCAAAGCAGAUGCAGACAGAGAGAUAGCCGAUGGUGUGCAGGUCCUCACUGCUCUGGUGCGCUGCAUUGAAAAGUGCCAGGAUGAUCUCAACCAAAUGGUUAAAGAGAGACUGAAAUCCACAGAGAAACAAGCUGAAGACCUCAUCAAAGAGCUGGAGCAGGAAAUAGAAGAUCUGACCAAUAGAAGCUCAGAGGUGAAGCAGCUCUCGCACACUAAAGACCUUCUCCACUUCCUCCAGGCCUUCAGAUCCCUGAAGGAUCCUCCACCCACCAGGGACUGGACGACGGUGGAGGUCCGUCCUCCGUCAUACGUAGCGACCUUGAGGAGAUCCCUGGAUGAGCUGGAGGAGACACUGAACAUGGAGAUGAAGAAGCUACGUGAUGAUGUUGAACUGAAGAGGGUCCAGCAGUAUGAAGUAGAUGUGACUCUGGAUCCUGAUACAGCUCAUCCCACGCUCAUCCUGUCUGGGGAUGGGAAACAAGUCCAUGAUGGAGGUGUAGCGAAGAAACUCCCAGACAACCCUAAGAGAUUUACAUAUUAUGCAUGUGUUCUUACGAGGCAGAGCUUCUCCUCAGGGAGAUUUUACUUUGAGGUCCAGGUUAAAGACAAGACUGCAUGUUAUUUAGGAGUGGUCAGAGAGUCCAUCUACAGAAAAGGAGCGACCGGGUGGACCCCUAAGACGGGUUACUGGACUCUCUACUACGACAAGUAUGGGUUGGUAUUUAAUGGUAAUCCUGCUGUCAGUCUCCCUCUGAGAGCUGAGCUCCAGAAGGUGGGGGUGUUUGUUGAUUAUGAUGAGGGUCUGGUCUCCUUCUAUGAUGUGGAAGCCAGGGUUCAUCUCUACUCUGCUACCAGCUGCACCUUUAGAGAGCCUCUCUAUCCAUUCCUCUGUCCGUAUGGAGGAAAAAACUCUGCCCCCCUGAUCAUCUCAGCUGUCAAUCAAACAGACUAGACAUUUGUUUGAUAAUAAAAAUAACGACCAAAAUAACUAAUGUUGUUUCCUGAAUGGGAAUCUCUACUAUGGGAGAUCUGAGAAAACUGCAUUCAUAUUCACCUUCAUUUAAAUACAACAAAAUGUAUUAAGCAACUUACACUGUGUACUAUAACAAGUAUAAAUCAUUAUAACUGGUUGCACUACUCUUAAAUGUUCAAUAUCUUUUUUUCUUAACGUUUUUUAAUUAAAAUUAGGUUAGUUGAAAGUAUGAAAUCUUGUUUUUAUUAUUAUUUUGAUCACAUUAUCGAUCAAAUAAAUUCAUGUUUGUUAACUCAAUACAAUGUUUGUACACUUCAGAUUUCAAUAAAAAUUCGCCAAAAGUACAA
This is a messenger RNA of Gadus morhua (Atlantic cod), 2196 nucleotides long. RefSeq names its product zinc finger protein RFP-like. NCBI's taxonomy places the organism in Eukaryota, Metazoa, Chordata, Actinopteri, Gadiformes, Gadidae. The transcript has 2 exons. The record is from RefSeq and is a predicted model, not a curated record. Gene Ontology annotation, molecular function: zinc ion binding; protein binding. Bases 212 to 1828 code for a protein of 538 amino acids.